Pisolithus orientalis is the source of this 690-nucleotide messenger RNA. RefSeq lists its product as uncharacterized. The record is from RefSeq and is a predicted model, not a curated record. NCBI's taxonomy places the organism in Eukaryota, Fungi, Basidiomycota, Agaricomycetes, Boletales, Pisolithaceae. The transcript has 5 exons. The coding region runs from base 1 to 690 and encodes 229 amino acids.
AUGCAGGUCUUAACAGGAUUGCUGGAUGAUUGGGCUCCAUACCACAAUCAAUUAGAAUUUGAACUUGCUGAGUUUCUUUUCAAAUGUGCAGAAAUGCUGGCAAACAAAAUUGACAUGUUGCUUGGAAUCUGGGCUGCCUCAUUGCUCGAGUUAGGUGGCAAUCCACUAUUUGCCAACCACAUGGAUCUCUAUCAUGUGAUAAACAGCAUGACUGUUGGCACAGUCAAGUGGGAAAACUUCAAAAUCACUUACAAGCACAAGUGGGACAUACAGGACAAACCAGAUGAACAGGAUGAAGUGAUCAAACUGGGUGGUCAGGAUGGUCAGGAUGGCCAAGAUGGCCAAGAUGAAGCCAAGACCCCUUGGAUGUUCAACAUCUAUGAUACAUGUUGCACUGACUUUAAGGAUCAAAUGGACUUCAUGCCAUACCAGGAGUUUGAUGCCACAAGUGAUCAGAGGCAUUGGGAGGAUUUUAUGUUGGGUGACUGGGCCUGGGAUGAAGUGGACAAGAUUAUCAGUGAUAACCCAUUGGCAGCUGGAGCAAUGGAUAUGAGGUACUGGCAGGGGUCAAUGGCAUUGGGCAGCAUAUGUGGGAAUGGGGUAGCAUCAGGAAAGGGCCAGUGGCAUGGAUGUGAGGUGCCAGCAGGGUCAGGUGUUGAUGGCGUCAGGGGGCAUACAUGGGAAUGGUAG